Owenia fusiformis is the source of this 3570-nucleotide messenger RNA. Lineage: Eukaryota; Metazoa; Annelida; Polychaeta; Sabellida; Oweniidae. The record is from the annotation of a GenBank genome assembly.
UGAUGAUCGAGAGGAAAUUUUGAAAAAUUGAGACGAUUUUGUUAUUUUUGUAACUUUAAGUGAACUCUGAUAUGGUAUGAAGAUUUUGCAGACACUGCAAUAACUGUAUGAUAUGUGAAGAGAUACCUGCGACACAAGAAUCGAAAUAUUAGGUGGAAAAGUACGGUUUUGGCAACAAAAAGUCACGAUGUUUCCUCAUCACAACCAAGCACAAUAUCAGCACAACCAAGCACAAUAUCAGCACAACCAAGCACAAUAUCAUCACAAUCAGCUCCAAUUCAACCUGAAGAUUCCAACAAAUGCAACUAAUCUAGAAUUCCAAAACCGAAAGCCUGGAGCUAUCAUCAUUCAACAAUUACACGGAAAUGGACAACAGGCCACGCCCUUAAGAUCAACCAAUCAGCCGCAAGCUUUCCAGUUCUCUGCAGUUUCACAUGAUAAGCUAAGCUAUGCGAUAACAUUGGCUCAGCGAGAUUUGAAAAAACGACAAUUUGAAAGGGAGCUGCGGGAGGAAGGUUUGUUAGAAGAAAUCCAAAUGGCAUCACCGAGAUCAAAAACGACUAAACAACGAGUUUUAAAAAGUAAAGAGGAACUGUCCAAAAGUAAAAGAGUAAUUGAAAUUUCUAAACAUGUAGGAAAGAGUCAAAAGAUGACCCAGACUCCUCCAAAAAGUCGAAAUAAAAAACGGGACAUGAAACAUGCAGUGCCAUCUAGUGGCGUUCUACUACAUGUAAAACACACAGAUGCACCAGCAUUUGGUGAUUCUCCACCUGUCAGAGAUGUGGGACUGGGAAGCCGAGAUGAGGAAACCGCAACAGAAAUAAGACGUUUGAGAAAGGAGUUGAAGAAAUAUGUCCAGGAUAUAAACAGAAUAGAGGAGCAUUCAAAACAAGCUGGUGCGACUGUAAGACGUGACACGUCAAAGGAUGAUGCAGAGUCAAGACGUCGUCAGGAAGUAAAACGUGAAGAGCAAGCAUCAAGAUCUGCACGCACACUUUACAUGCUGCAGCAACAGGUCCGCGAAAUACAAGAAGAGCUCUCUAAACUGGGAGGGGCUAAUGUUAAACACACUAAAAAGAGUCAUACAUUAAACAGGCUUGCUGCCGCGCACAGAGGAGCUGUUCGAGCUCUCCAAGCUUUCACCAAUCAACUCCCAGAACACGAUAUCCAAAAUGGCAUGCCACCUGUCUAUAAAGAAUUGGGCUCUCUGAUUGGUCAGUUGUCUAGCUGUUGUGCCCAGAUGGAGGUUAAUGGGGAAAAUGGCGUUCCUGAUAUCAAUAUGGGAAUUGGAUCUGAGAUGGAUGACUCUCCUGUCCAAUCAGGCAAAAGACAGAAACAUGUGGCUCAACGUGUAUCUCCUGCUAAAAGGCAGUUAUUUGCUAAAGAAAAUGAUAUGGAAAAAUCCUCAGAUCGAGAACAAGCUCUCAAGUCUGGAAUAGAAGCCCUGCUCAGAGUGGCAGAGGCCCCUGGGCCUAGAGACAAUCAGAGAGACCCCUUAGAUCGCAGCACAUACAAAUCAAAGCCAGCUAUCCUGAAGGAGAGGGUUAGUAAUGUACCAAGGGGUCCAGAAUCUAGUGUAGUCUCUCAAGGAAAGAUGGGACCACGGAGAAAGAAUGUAGCAUGGGAUAUAGGGACAGAAGAACCUAAGAAACCUGCAUCUAAAAAAGGUUUUAUGCUACCCCAGAAGCUACAGGCCCAGCGAGAGAAAGUUCAAAGAGGUCCACGGAAUAAACAUUUUUCAGAAUCCACAUUCUCAUGGAGGUUGAAAGAAAAUGCUCCAAUCAACCAAUCAGAAGGUGAGAACAGGAUUCAACAACCAAUAGAAAUGUCCCCAAGGUCAUAUGGCCCACCUAGGUCACCAAGAAUGUCAAGGUCACCGAGAAUGUCAGGGUCACCUGGAAGGUCAAGGUCGCCAAGAGAGAAUGUGCAAGGGAGUUACAGUCCAAAGGAGAAUUUUCAAAGAGAGGUAGAGAGACAGGCAUGGUUAGACAGAGAAGCUGCAAAAUAUACACAACAAAUGGAAGAAAUGAAACAACUUGAGCUAGAGAGAAUAGAAAGGAUAAGGAAAGAAGAGGAUGUAUCUAAAAGACUGCUAGCUGGCGUAGAGGCUGCUAUAAAUGAGAAACUGCGGCCUCUUUUGAGUAAAGCUGAGGAGCUGUCUAAAAGAGAAGAGAGACUGCAUAGAGAGACCACUCAGUCUUUAAAACAUCAGGUGUCGGAGAAGGCAACUCAACAGGUAGAAGUGAAUGCUGACAUCAUUAGUGAUAUGAUUCUACAUGACAUCAUCUCUGACACAGCUCAAGAAUUCAACCGUUUGGAACAUGACGAUAUGAUUCAAAAUGAGGCCAAGGCUCUUUAUGACACACCCCAACUAGAUUCUUUGAUGUAUCGUCUGAAAGAAAUGGAGGUUGAGCAAGAUGAGAUUCGUCGCAGAUAUGCCAGCGUUCACUAUACGGACACACAGCUAAAUAGAAAGUACCAGGAUCUAGAUAACUUCUAUAAUGAAGAGCUCCAUACAGAACCACCUCCUUUGCAUGUUGGCACACACAAGCCUGGUGAUAAUAACAUCAGAAAAAGAGAUACAUCUCAAGCUGAUAAUGUUAAUGGACCAGAGAUGAGGAAAGAUGGCGCUGUAGUAUUCACAAAGACAGGUCCUGCCACCUAUUCUACAACACAUUCACUACACCUGUCUGCACUCAACAGACCUCCCCAGCAGUCAAAGGAGCCAAGCCCUGUUAAAGCUCAGCUGAGACAACCUCACCCAUAUUUGGAACGACCACCCAUUGCUUUAUUCUUAUCCAAACAGCGACUGGAAGGAAUACAUGCUAAUAAGGCCAGAUACGAACACUUCCUUAAAAGGACAUCUCACAUGCCAGUCGGCAGUUUCAACCCAUGGUCCAUGGUUGAUGAAUUGGCAGAUGAGAUUCUAGCUGACUGUUGUAUUGAGAUUAGUGCAGAACUGGAUGACAUCCACACAGAUAUAGCUGCCCAUGUCUAUAAGAAUGAGUUUGUAACCGACAAUAGUGCAACAGAUCUGAGUCAUAUAAGUGACACUGAUAAUAGCAACAAUACACUGUCCAAUGUACCACAUAUGGCUUUAUAUAGACAAGUUGAUAUCAAAGACAAUGAAGAGUCUAAAACACUGAAUGAAACAGGAGUUGAAAGUAGUAAAGAUAAAACACUCAAAGCACAUCAAGCCAAGGGUCAGAUACAUCCUGCAGGAAUGACAAUUGAUACCAUAGGAAGGGAACCAGCUAAAGAUCUACAAUACAGACAUUUAGAUGAAAUAGCCAUUGAAUACAGUGACGCAUCAAGGCUUAAAAAUGAAGGAAUAAAAGUCCCCACUAAUGGUGCAUAUGGUGCUCCUAUAAAGUCCAACGCAAGAAUGGGAGAAUCAUACACAACUCAGGAUGAUGAUGAGGAUCCCUCAAUUAUAAGCUCUUCAAUAAGUGUAAAACAUGAAAAGCCAAAAGGAUCAAAUAUAUCUAAAUCUCAGGGAUCCAUUGUGUCUAAAUCUGGAUCAAACAUGUCUAAACCCCGAUCUGAUAUGUCUAAACCCCGAUCUGAUAU